Messenger RNA from Malaya genurostris, 5374 nucleotides. RefSeq lists its product as uncharacterized. Gene Ontology annotation, molecular function: protein binding. Lineage: Eukaryota; Metazoa; Arthropoda; Insecta; Diptera; Culicidae. The record is from RefSeq and is a predicted model, not a curated record. The transcript is spliced from 11 exons. Bases 1665 to 3218 code for a protein of 517 amino acids. Gene Ontology annotation, biological process: regulation of DNA-templated transcription.
AACGCGCGCGAAGUGUGCCGUUAGUGGUUAGUGUCGAGUAGAGCCAAGUUUUCUGUUCCUGCCUGCCGUCUUCGUAGUGUUCGUCGUCGUUGUCGUUAUCGUUAUCGGGAAACUGGCUACCGUUCUGGAGACGAGUGUGUGAUCUACUUCUGCUUGGUGGGUGGAAAGUGUUCCAAGUGUAAUUUUUUUUUCGUCUUCUUUGAUUUGGGUGGCCAAGUUCACGAAAGUGACGGCGAAAUCUUGACCGAUAACGGUGGAUUCGCUUCACUGGCCAUUAUCAGCUAUUUCGAGUGUCAAGGUUGAUGAAGUCGCCGCUCAAGUCGGUUCACAACAAUCGAAAAGUUGAAUCAGUUCAAACGGGAAGGACGACGCGAUUUUUUUUCGCCGUGCUUGUGGUGGUGAUUUUGUGAACGGCUAGUGUGAGAAGAAAAAUAAAAACGAACGAACGACGAGGUGGAUAAUCUGAAAGUCAAAGUGGAAACAAGGAGCAAGAGGGAACAAGUUCAACUGCGUUCUGCACCGUGUCGUUCGAUCGAAUCAAUUCGAAAACCGGCUUUCGAUAGUUUCAAGUUGUCGAUGAAUCAUUGUUGAAAACCCAUCCGCUUAAGCGCGUGAAAGCUCGAUUGUGGUGACGGCUCAUGUGUGCGCGUCAAUAAAAAUCGAAGCUUCCUUGCGACGGACGGACUGGUCGGCCAAAAAGUAGUCUAAUUAGGUCAAGGACAACCGGUGAGGAUCACCAAGCCGAGCCGAACAGGAAGCGUGGCAGCCAUUCGAAAUAAUUUAUUUAAAUCUUCAAGAUGCUAAGUGAUUUAAUUCUUCAAAAGUGAACUGACAUUUUUCUUCUUCUGCUUCUACGGAACCAAUCAUUCGGCGCUAGGGAAACUGAACUCACAUUCCAGUCAUGGCCUACGCUGACGAAAUAUUUUCAUGGCAGUGAAAUAAUACGUGAAGUGAAGAUUUUUGCGUACUGUCGGUAACUGAUCGGACUUUCCCUCGAAGUUUCGCUGGCUGGUGCACCGACGCCAAUAUUUGUAAGCACCUCCCUGAUAGUGAGCGUCGAUCAAGUAACAACUUGACUCGAGUUAGUCACGAACAAGUCUCUCCGAUGGCGCAACACGCGACUGGCUAGUGGAGCGAGGAAGCAAAAUUAAAAUUUUCUCAAAAUUGCUAGCAUAACCCAUAUCUGAAACGGUGUGGCGAAGAAAGUAACAAAAAAAAAAUGAAGUAAAUCGCACACCCGCGUUAAAUUACAACUUCGGUUCGGCUAUUUUUAUGCUGGGCGGAUUGCAAAUCACGUAGAUUUUUUGGGAGGAAAUCACAAACCACCGCCGUCAAUGGUUCGAGAGGAAAGAAAAAACCGACUUCGGAACGGAGACUAGCGAGUCCGAUCGAUGCGUGACGAAAAUUUUUCAGCCCAUUUAAGGCGUUCGUUCAUGGUUAGAACCGAUUAAAAUUUUUAUUCUUUUUCAGUGAAAGUGAAAGUGUGAUUGUUUUGGUGUAAUAAUUUGAAGAAAAAAAAAUCAAUUUGAAGUGUUGUUGAAAGCUAACGAGUGAAAUUCAUUUUCGGUGUCUCGACGCACCCAAAUCUGAGCAGUGUACUUGCUUUUUCUUCUUUUGUUUAUUUUUUUUGGCGGAAAUCUUCUUUACCGACUCGAACCGUCGCCAUGGUGAUGUCACUGUACCGGACUAUUAAAGGCCACACCGGGACCUACAAGCGCAGGAAGACUCGCGUGCUGGAUCGAAGUUUGGGAUCCCUCGAGGCCACCCUACCGCGUGAGAUGGUGUCACGGCGUAAAAUUUUGUCCCGUUCGCGGGACGACCUAAAUCUGGACUCGUCGUUUAUCGCCCAGGAGGAAGAGGAAGACGUCUGGUACCAGAAGGAGAAACUCUAUAAGGAACACAUCCAGGAAGUGCUGGACAAAUGGACACAGAUCGACGACGAAAUCUGGGCAAAAGUGAUCGUGUUCGAGCGGAAUCGCCGCGUGGCCAAGGCCUACGCCCGUGCGCCAGUUCUGACCAUCAACGGAUCGGACGACGGAUUCGACGGUAUGCGGAUCGGUUUAUGCGGCUUCGACAACCCGAUGCGUGAUCACAAGACAGAGGAAGUGAAGCGACACGUCGGACAGGGCGUCAAAAUCAAAAUGGACGACGCCGGAAACAUACUGAUCAGACGCUACUCGAAGAGCAACGUGUACGUCAAGAGCACAGCCAGUCAGCCAAACGAGGAAACUGCAAUCGGAGCGGAUAUCCUAAAACUUCCCGGACAGGCCAUCGAGAGUGAGAAAAUUGUUAAGUUAUUUGAUAUGAAAAAGUUCCAGUCAAAUGUCAACCGAGAGCUGCGGCGUGCUUAUCCGGACCGCCGCCGGCUCGAGACUCAGUGCCUGUCGGCGAUCGCGUUCGGUAAAUCGGAAAACGAUGUCCUGGACUGCCCGAUCUGGGUGCUGAUCAUCAACGUAGUCGCGAUGGAUAUGCUGAAGAGUAAGCUACCUCCAGUUCAUCGCCCGGUGGACAUCAAAAAUCGUCCCCGGAUUCCGAUCCCGGACGAGGAUCCGUACAGCGUGGCCGGCAACGGUGGCGGCAGCUCCGGUAGCUCCGGAUUCGGUGCCAGCGGUAGCGGUCUGGUUGGAUCCUCGCGGGACCAUCUGAUGCAGGGCUCGGCAAUGCAGGUCCAGCGGCGCAGCGAAAAACCACCGAAGCUACCUCCGCGGGAUAAUCUGUACGCGUCGCACGAUAUUGUGAAGCCGGACUACGAUGACAUCGAGGACGAGAAUCGCGUCAAGCUGCCACGAGGAAAAUCAGACAAAGGCAAAGAUAAUAAGAAGUAUGAUGAUCCUUACUACUGCGGACUGCGAGCCCGAGUGCCAAAUUUCGUCAAAUCGUCCAAAUCAAAGGAAAACAACAACAACAGCAACGUAGCCAACAACAACAGCAACAGCAAGGAGAGUGCUGCCAUCUCCAAACGCUUAUCGGUAGCUCAUUUGCAGCAUCCUUCGUCGCUGCAAUCGUUGCACCAGCUGCACCAGAUGCAUCCCCAUCACAGCCUGAUGGCCGCCCAUCAGCACCACCAGCAGCUCAUGUGGCACGCCAGAAGCUACGAGAGUGGAAUCGAUACCGACGUCGUCGAAUCGCCCUAUAGUCACAUGUACGGUCGGGUUCCGUUGCCGACGCGGGGCUACAUUCCGGCACCACGGGCCAUGUACAUCGGCGAAUGGGAUUAGAACACCGGGCCGAACACCGUGCCCAAGUUCCGGUUGUUUGCUUUGCUAAACAAAAAAAAUAUAUCUUUCGGUUUUGAAAUUUCGUACUUUCUCUUCAACUGAAUCUGUUUAGUUCGUAAGUGAAUGAUUAGUUCUGUUAUUAUUAUUAUUAUUAUUAUAAUGGUGUAAAUAGUUAUGAACGACGAAGAAAAGGAAGGCUCCGGUACCAUUUGGAACUUAACCAACGUUGAGAACGAUACUGCCAUGCAACCCCCAUCAUAAUUUGCUUAUUAUUAGAAAAAAAAUCCCUCUUUCUUUUUCGUUUCGGACCAACGAGAUUUGGAACAACAAUUGUGUGCGCGCUGCCGAAUAGUGCGCGUGUAAAUAAACAAAGGAAAAUUAUUUAACGCCAGAAAUAAAAAUUUGUAACGACACGGAAAAAUAAAACAAAAGAAACAAAGAUUAGCUCUGCUGUAAAUAUCUCCACUGAUUAUCAAACAACAGUUUCGAUUUUGAUAAAAGAUGGAAACUCACGCGAUGGAUCGUAUUUUAAGAAGAAGAAGAAGAAGAAGCAGAACAAAAAAAAAGCAAUAUGUUUUACUGUCAUUUAUAUUAUUGAAACUGUUAUCAUGUACUGUACUUGUAUGACUAAGUUUUAACUCUCGCUGCAAGUGUUUAUUUCUCUAGUGGUAAGUCAAGGAAACUACUAACAAUUGAAGCAACGAAAUAAAAAGUGACACUGGCUCCCGAAAUUGUUGUAAAGAAUCGGAAACUCCGGCGGAGCAGUGAAACCAAUCACGAUGGCAUAAUACUCAACAUAAAUUCAUGUACGCGCGUCUGUAAUUAUUUUUUUAACCUUUAUCUAAGGCAGAAGACAAUCUUUUUGAUGUUUGUUUUGUGGACCCAACCGUCGUCACACGAUUUUUCUCGCCAAAAACAAAAAAAAAAAAAAGUCCAACUGGUUAAGACGCCAAAGAUACUGAACUUAUUCGCAGAAACCAUUAACUAGAGUUUCGAUUGAUAAAUCAUGAUAAGACGAUGGCUAUGAUUUCUCGGUUGAACCCCUCAACUCUGGGAAUAACAAUCGGUAGUCUUCGGACCUAGGAAUUCUUUCGCUGUGAAAGAGAACACGAAACCCAAAAAACUGUUUGGUGAAAAAGCGCCAAACCAGUGACAACGGUGGGAACAACAAACGUCGAAACGCAUUGGUUUCAACCGUUCUGACUAUUCUAUCACCUAUUCGAUAGAAGUCUGCGCAGGCAUGAGAUUGCAAUAGCCUCCCACAAUUGAAAUAAUCUAAUAAUCUAAUCUAAGCCUUGUCUACUACUACAACUACUACUACUAUUGAACAACGACGAGCCAUCGGAAAAAAAACAACGGGGUUUGUCUCUAUUGUACAUUUGCUACUCAACACACAGACGUACAUGCGUUUACCGGUAAUUUACCCCCCUUCAUACUCCCUCUACGGUAAUUGCUAGGCGCUAGUUUUAACCCUAUGUAGUUAUAGUUAAGCUACACUCUCUCGGAAACGAACUGGAGAUCCGGAGAUCCGGCCAAAUCCGCCCGUUCAGAGGAGUGAAAAAUAUAUCAAUAAGUUAGUGAACGAGUUUUCCAUACCUUUUUUUUUGUUAUCUAGACACUGGUGAAAGGAACAAAAUUUUGCAUGAAAUAAAAACACUCAAGCCGUCAAACUUGUUACUGAGAGUGUGUGAAAAAACGAGACAGAAGUUACGAAUAACCGUGAAACACUGCCCACGCAACUGAACCUAAUAAAUAAUAUUCAGCUCAAGUAGAGCACGAAGUAAUGGCAACACUUUUCGAUUUAAAAAAAAAACAAGAAAUAAAUGCACUGUUAACGAGACAAGCAAAAUCUAUUCAUAUAAUACAAGUAAUGGCAUCUCAUCGAUUAACAAUCGAUCGAGAGAACUUGAAAACUCGAAUAUUGUCCAGGGACAAGUGAAGAACAAUUCACAAUCAAUAGAAUAAAUUAAAGAAGAAGAAAUACACACAUACGCACGCACAUACUUAGUCGGCGCGAGUAGAGAAUAGAGACAGCGGAAAAUAUACCCAUAUAAAAGAAAAACAUUAAAAUUAUACCUAUAGUGAUUGAUUGACGAUUGUAACUUAGCGAAAACAAAACGGAAACUUAUCGAAUAAAUUAAAUAUUUUAAAAAUAA